AUGCAGAACGCUCAACCAAACGGCUCGUCGUCAGCAAACAGGCAGCAGCACCCCAACUCACACCCUGCGCGACCCCCUCCACCAUCCACCGCCCAGCUGCAACACCGGCCCGCCGUCACCCAGCAGAACCCACAACAACAACAACAGCAUCAGCAGCAUCAGCAGCAAGGGUCGUCUUCUUUGUCCAGUGCUGUGUCUACUUCCGCCUCAGCUGCUGCAGGUGCGGCAACAACAGCGGCCGCUCCCAAGAAGCGGACGCACACCGGCGCACCAAAGAAGCAGAAAAUAAAAGGCAACAAGGCUGAAGGAGCCGAGAAGAAGCCUCAAUGCAAUGGAUUGGAGCCUUGUGUCUCCUGCAAGGCGGCCUCAAUACCGUGCAGAUAUGACUCGCUCAGCGUGUCUAAGAAGGCGGCCCACGACGCCUUUGUCCUCUUGAAGAAGCAGGAGCACACCCAGAAGCUCAAGAACGCCGACAUCAUCGUCGCCAGAAUGGGCCAGCUCGACAUUGCCGGCUCAAACAACAACUUUGGGCCCAUCCUAUCCCAGGUCAUCAACCUUCCCCGAUACGAGCCUCCCCCAUUUGACUUCCAGAGCGACAGCAACCGCAUCCAGUCAAUCGGGCACGCCGAAAAGACCAUCAUCGACUGCUACUUCAACCACUUCAACUACUACAUCCCUGUUCUCAACCGGAAGGCGUUCAUGGACCAAGUCUCGGAUCCCGUCCAGCUGCUUACGAUCGAGGUGCAGAAGCUUCUGACCUGUGUCUUGGCUACCGGCUUCGCGUUCCGACAUGAGAUAGGCGAUCAGGACGUGAUUGCCAAGAUGGAGCCCAAGUUCGGUGUCAGCAUGUGCAGAAAGUUCAACUACUUCAACACUCAGGACUUCCUCAACUCCUCCGUCACCAACUGUCAGUGCUAUCUUAUUCUGACAGGAUUCUAUUCAUCCGUCGCCAACUAUGACGCCGUCCAUAACCUCGUUGCCCUCUCGCAUUCGGCCUCCGCAGGUCUGGGAUUGAACCGCGUCAAGGGCUACUACUACCAAUACAAUGCGCACACCGCCGAAUCCACCGAACUCGGCCACCGCAUCUUUUGGUGCGUCGUGAUUGUCUGCUCCAGCUACUCCCUCAGCCAUCAGUCGCCCUUCAUCACCGCCAACGACUAUGACAUCCCUUUCCCUUCGAGGCAGGUUUCGGACCAGUGUCAUGAUUUCCGAGGUAGCCCACAGGACGACUAUGAAGGCAUCAAAGAUCUAGAGCAUUUUGUUCCUAUGUAUGAGAUCUGUUCCCGAGUCGCCGAUAUCACAUGCACAGCGACCCGUCAGCGCCCCCAUACAAAGGUCGACGAGGUCCGAGAGGCGAUGCAUGAGUGGCGCACCAAGACCCUGCCUACGUACCUCCGUGUCACGCCCACCGACAUGGACGCAAUGAGAAGCCAGUCAAGGUUCUCAAAGCUCUACCACGCCGUCGCCUACAUGUUCGAGAUCAGUCUGCACCAUACGUUCCAGCUUCAUGAAAGUCAUCGUGAGAUGGGAGUCCACGGUAUCUGGAGCUCGUACUGCUAUGACGCCGCCAUCGGAAUCAAGAACAUUUACAAUACCCGUCCAAUGACCCGCAUGAACGCCCACGUCAUCUUGCCCGUGGCCGCAGGAGCCUUUGCCAACAUUGUAGCCAGCAAGGUCCUUGGCAAGGAAGAGACCGCUCAACGGUACUGCGAUGAGAUCAAGCAGAUGCUCCACGACAUUGUUCGCGCAUCAUCCAGCAUGGAGCGUCCUCAGCUCCUCGGCUUUGUUGCCCACGGUUACGAAGGUGUAACCAAGCUCACAGCAGAGAAGGUGGAGCCCUUUAAGGUCGAUGCUCCAACAUCCCCACCAAGGAAUGAGCGAUCACCAGGGUUCACCUCUGAGAGUUCUCCUGGCGUGUCCACUGAUGUUACAGGGUACUCAGAGGGUGAGAGCUCGGGUGAGGAAGAAGAGGAGGAAGAACAGCAGCAGAGCGACUAUGAUGAUGAUGAUGGACAGGCGAGCGACCAAGACGAUGUGGAGACGCAGGAUAUGAGGAUGGCUGGUCAAUUCGUUCCUUCCAACAACCAGCAAGGAUUUACUCUUCAACAACAACAACAACAACAACAACUUCAGCAGCAACAGCAUGUGAACGCUCAGCAACAACAUCAACAUCCUCAACAGCGCCCACACCCAAGCAUGACAACACCUCGGACCAACUCCGCCUCUUCGUUCCAGGGCAAUGCUCGAUUCCCCCCACAGCAACAGCAGCACAACCAACAGUACCAGCAAUCCCAGCCUCAGUCUCCACACGAUGCGAGUGUGAAACGCAGCCAGUACCCUGUCGUCGAUGGCAACUAUAUGGCCUCUGGCUAUAACGACGUCGUCUCUCCAUUGGAUCAAACUUCUGCUCCCAUUGGAUCGAUCCCGAUGUCAGGAACGUCAGGAGCUUCUUUACAUCACAACAACGCGUCGUUCACUGGCCGUCCUCAUCUCCCACAUCGUGCCUCGGAUGCACCCCUCCCCAACUUUUCGACCGACGGUGGCAAGACCACAGCAGAUAGCGGAUUCGCCGGCAGCGGCUAUGCAGUUAGCGGGCCAGAUCAGGACACCUACUUUGCGCCCCUCACCAAUCACAACUCACGGCAUCGUCAUUUGUCUUCGUUCAGCAGUGGACAGCAGCAAUGGAACGACAAUCUGGCUUACCAAGCCAGCUCGACGACUGGCUUCCCUAAUGCUGGAGGUAUGGAGGAUCAAGAUGGCAGUGACCCGACCGCGAUCUACGAUCAGUUUGGAAACUGGAAGCAGGGUCUGAACGAUGCACAGCGGAGCAAGCUCGGAGAGUACGAGGCCCUUUUGAUCAACAACAAAUUUACUGAGCAGGAAGUGCAGAAUUUGGAGAUUGAGAUUCACCAGCAGCUCAUUGCGCUCGGAUCAGGCAUUCAUCUCUCGUCUUCCCAUGGAGGCGGCCUUGCCGACUAUGGCAACCAGGAGAUCUACUCCCAGUCUCAGUCUCAGUCCCAGUCGCAGGGCCAAUCUCAUGCUCAGAACCCACCGGCCAGGAUGACACUUCAGGAAUCGCAGCUCUUGUCUGGUGGUGGAUUUGAGGGCUUUGGAAUGGUCCCAGGACUCCCAGUCACGAUUGGCGACAUGACCUUCUCGGCAGAGGAUUUUGUUCAGGACGGCCACCCACCUUCGUACCCACCUUUGCUCAUCUCCUCGACGGCCUCGAUGACGAGCAAAUCCUUCUCAGAACCCUCUGACUUGGCAUCCCCUCUCUCGGCUGGCUCAAAUCCUCAUCACCAACUGUUGUCCAACUAUGCCCCGGUCGACCACCCUUUCACUACAUCGACAAAGCAGCAUGGAGUCUUGACGCCGAUGAACGCCGCCAUGGCAUUCGCGGGCGGGAACGACUUUGGUGGACAGGAGUUGCUGAUGUAUAGCACUCUUGCUGCCGGUGGCGGCGGCGGCAGUGGAGGACAUGACGGGUCCACUGUUCUGGCGGUUGGACCUGGUUAUGGACCCAUGGACACGACGAGUCAAAGCACUAUGUUGUUUGGUGGAAUCGGAGGAGGACACGGCGGUGCUACAGCUUCUGCUACAUCUACCUUUGUGAGUGGAGGAGGUGCAGGUGGACGCGAGAGUCUUAUGGAUUACAUGAAUGACCCGGACAUCAUGCUCAAGGGUCAAAUCUUCUCUCAGGUCACUAGCAACAGUCUUCAACAGCAACAGCAACAACAGCAACAGCAACAGUCACAUCAGGACUCAAAUCGACGCCCAGUUGUGUAUCAUCAACAAUCGCGUUAA
Messenger RNA from Linnemannia hyalina, 3804 nucleotides. Lineage: Eukaryota; Fungi; Mortierellomycota; Mortierellomycetes; Mortierellales; Mortierellaceae. The record is from the annotation of a GenBank genome assembly.